Messenger RNA from Postia placenta MAD-698-R-SB12, 972 nucleotides. RefSeq lists its product as hypothetical. The transcript has 9 exons. Gene Ontology annotation, molecular function: ATP binding; protein kinase activity. Gene Ontology annotation, biological process: protein phosphorylation. Bases 1 to 972 code for a protein of 323 amino acids. The record is from RefSeq and is a predicted model, not a curated record. Lineage: Eukaryota; Fungi; Basidiomycota; Agaricomycetes; Polyporales; Adustoporiaceae.
AUGGGACAGUUUCCAACUCCUGACAAUCCUGCGCGGUCUCGAUUGCAGAUGUCGCUUGACGAUGAUUUCGGAAGCAUACUCAACGAUCUUGGAAGUGAUAUUGACGCCGCAAGCCUCAUAAAUUUCCUCCGAGAUGUCUGCAAACGAGUAGGCAUUGACGAGUUACCACUACCGGUGGCCGUCAAUAAGCAGCAUAUCUACGAGCUUCUCCUGUCGGUCACAGAAAGCACCGAAGUGAUAAGCUGGAUGAAAGGGCUGAAGGGAACAGAUGCUGUGGUCACCACUGAGGCUGGUGCUACGGGUCAUCGCUUUAGAUGUCUGCUUGAUAUCAUUGCUGGCCUAUGUACUCAGAUGGAGACCCUCCCGCCUCUGUAUUGCUCGGUUCCGAUCAACGUGACGGACAAGGAUUGCAUCGAUCUUUCGGCUGGCUCUAUGGUAUACAAAGGCUCUUACAAUAGUGCCAAUGUAUCCGUAAAGGUCCUGCUAAUACCGGACAAGAGUCGGAUUCAGAAACGAGGCGAACAUAUUGAGGUACGAGCGACGUCGGAUCUAACGACGUUCGGUCAGAGCUUCAAGGUAGAAAAGGACUUACGAGCUUCAUUGAUAUCUCCCUGGGUGGAUAACGGGAAUCUGUACGACUACACCUACAAUUUCCGCGAUGCAAACAGGCUUCGCUUGCUUGUAGAUAUUGCGUCCGGAUUGGAAUAUUUGCAUAGUCUAGAUCUCGUCCAUGGUGACCUGAAAUUCAGUAGUAUACUGGUCACAAAAGAUCACCGCGUAUGUCUCACGAGCACCAGUCUCACACGUUCCACAUCAAAUCUUUUGAAGUCGACGCCAGAAUCAUGCGGGAACAAUAUGUGCAUGGUCGUACCCGAGCUAUACGAUCCUAAGCAAUUCGGCGAAGUUGACACUUGGGUCACCAAGGAAUGCGAUAUAUGCCUGCGACUAAGAGACAACUUCUCUAGAUGCUGA